Molecule: messenger RNA, 630 nt
Organism: Procambarus clarkii (red swamp crayfish)
Lineage: Eukaryota; Metazoa; Arthropoda; Malacostraca; Decapoda; Cambaridae
Source: RefSeq, a predicted model, not a curated record
AUGACUAAACCCUCUCCAAAAUGGAAAGGUAACAAUGUGGGUACCUACACAGUAAAUCCCUCCAAACCUGUAGUGAAUGUACCUCCUAAAAUUACUACGACAGGAUCUCUGAAUACAUCCAUUAUACAACAACUGGCUGAUCAGCUAAAACUGAAACCCUUGUGUCAAAUGAAAUUAGGAGGCUAUACCAGUCCAGUAAAGGCUAUUGUUGUUGACAAAAUUCCAUUUGACCUCUAUGUUUAUGGUCUCGGAAAUACCACCAAACUUCUCAAACGUAAUGGGAUGAAGUUGGCUGAUUACAAAAUAAAUUCUGAUCGCCUCAACGAUGUCGGAACCUACGCCUAUACGGCUGACAUAAGUAAGGUUUUCCUUAGAGUAGGUCUACAAGAAGAAGACCGCAAUUUCACAAAGUUCCUCUGGAUAAAGCAUCCUAAUGAUCCCCGAAGUGAAAUCAUAACUUACAGAUUUGCAUCAGACUUAUUUGGAGCUACCUCUUCAUUGUUUCUACUGCAAGCAACAUUUGAUACACAUUUGAAGAAAUUGGAAAGUCCUCACAAGAUUGAAAUUAGCAAUAAUUUAUAUGUUGACAAUUUCCAGGGAACUACAAAUGACAAGUCAAAAUUAAUCUAA